Molecule: messenger RNA, 627 nt
Organism: Solanum verrucosum
Lineage: Eukaryota; Viridiplantae; Streptophyta; Magnoliopsida; Solanales; Solanaceae
Exons: 1
Coding region: 1-627 (208 amino acids)
Source: RefSeq, a predicted model, not a curated record
AUGACUAAUGGGGAGAUUAGUGAGGCUUUUCUCUCCCUAGCCUGUGCCAUGACUACUCAAGCAAAUAGAGAUGUUAUGCCUAGGGUGAAUGAUAUUGAGAGUACCGUGGCCUCAAGGUUAAGGGAUUUCACAAGGAUGAAUCAUUCUACCUUCUUGGGUUCUAAGGUAGAUGAGGACCCACAAAACUUUAUUGAUGAGGUUUUUAAGAUUGUGGAUGCCAUGGGAGUGACUCCUAUGGAGAAGGCGGAGUUGGUUUUCAACCAACUCAAGGAUGUAGCUCUAGUGUGGUUUGAGAAAUGGAGGGAUGAGAGACGCAUAGUGGCUGACCCAAUGGAUUGGGGAGUGUUUAAGACGACCUUUCUUGAUAGGUUUUUCCCCUUAGAGUUGAGGGAGAAAAAGUUGGUUGAGUUCAUGAACCUACGUCAAGACAAUAUGAAUGUGAAGGAAUACUCUCUCAAGUUUACUGAACUCUUUAAGUAUUCUCCUACCUUGGUAGCAAAUUCUUGGGCAAGAAUGAAUAAGUGUGUGAUGGUGAUUUCCGGUUUGGUUAAAGAAAAGUGUCGUACGGCCAUACUCCAUCAUGAUAUGGAUAUAUCUAGACUUAUGGUUUAUGCUCAUCAACUUUAG